Molecule: messenger RNA, 1254 nt
Organism: Condylostylus longicornis
Lineage: Eukaryota; Metazoa; Arthropoda; Insecta; Diptera; Dolichopodidae
Product: transcription factor mef2A-like
Exons: 7
Coding region: 1-1254 (417 amino acids)
Source: RefSeq, a predicted model, not a curated record
AUGAAAAAGGUUGAUAUUAAGAAAAGCAUGUACAGCAAAGACGUAAUAAUCAUUACCAAAAAUGAAAGAUUAAAAAAAGAUUUAACAGCGUUCUUCGUAGGUGGAUCACCAUCAGAACGAUCUGGAAAAGGAUGUUGUGGUCAAUGGUUUGCUGGUCCACCAUUACGUUCAUUAAUAGCUGUUGUAGCAUUAGGUGGUGUUGCAUGUGCUUUAGGUGGUGCUGCAUUAGGUGCAACUGGUUUAGCUGGUCCACCGUCAUCACACUUAACCGCGGCGUUACUUAUGAUAGGUGUUGGUGUAAUAUUAGUUACAGUUAGUGGAGCUGCAUGGCGUAUGACUGCACCAGGUGGUCCACCAUGUUUAGGUUUAGGUUCAACAGUCGAUUUAGGUCGUUGUGGUAGACGACCAUGUAGUCGUGGUGGUGGUGCACCACAUGGUCUAUUAUAUCCAGAAUUUCAACAUAGACCACCGCCACCAUCAUAUCAGGCUAGUAUGCAGGAAUAUAGAUUAAGAUUGUUAUUAUUGGAUCGAGACCGACAAAAUGGUGUUGUAAGAGGUGGUUCACCACCACCAACUUAUAGAUCACAUGCUGGUAGUUUACUAAGGACACCCUUGAGUACAAAUCCACGCAGUGGAAAUAUUAAUGGUCACGUUGGAACAUUUAGUAGUGUUGGUGGUCCUGGUUCUGAAUACAGUUUACCACCAAGUUACCGAUCAAGAAAUAUUACAACAGCAAUAACCAAUAGUACUCCAAACGAUAAUUCAAAUUCUAUAAAAACUAUUAAUGGCAAUAAUAAUAGUAAUUCUUUAUCAUUAAAUCCUUCAACAAUAAUCCAUAGUGAAGCUAUUGAUAGUAAUACUGAUAGUAUUGAAUCAACUUUAGGUGGAAAUAUCAGCAACGAGAAUAAAAGUAAUAACAACAGCACUCAAUUAGAUUCAUUACUAUCAAUAACGAAUAAUAAUAAAAAUAGCAACAAUAAUAAUAAUUGCAAUAUAAUGGAAUUUGAGACACCAAUUUCAGCUAGAACAGAAUCAUCAACUGACUCACCAUCACCACCAACAAGAAAAAAUUAUUCAACACAAACUGCAACAGCAAAUGAAUUAUCAAAUAAAUUAUUAACGAAACGUGAUGAUAAUCUUAAAUCAACAAUAAUAAAACAAAAUGAUACAACAUCAAUUUUACAUAAUCAAAAUCCAGAUUCUAUCAGUAACAAUAAUAAUAGAAAUUAUGAUUCGAGAAUGGUUGAUAAGUGA